Messenger RNA from Triticum aestivum (bread wheat), 1339 nucleotides. RefSeq names its product O-methyltransferase ZRP4. The record is from RefSeq and is a predicted model, not a curated record. Gene Ontology annotation, molecular function: protein dimerization activity; O-methyltransferase activity. The transcript has 3 exons. Lineage: Eukaryota; Viridiplantae; Streptophyta; Magnoliopsida; Poales; Poaceae. Bases 42 to 1130 code for a protein of 362 amino acids.
ACCCAUAAAAAAGGCCACAUCUGAUCAAGAACAGUGUAGCAAUGGCGGUCGCCCGGGAGCAGCACAUCCUCGACCAGGGCCUUCUCGAUGCCCAGCUCGAGCUCUGGCAUCACACCCUCGGCUAUGUCAAGUCCAUGGCGCUCAAGUCCGCCCUGGAACUCGGCAUCGCCGACGCCAUCCACCGCCAAGGCGGCGCCGCCACCCUCUCCCAGAUUGCCGCCACGGCCACGCUCCACCCGUCCAAGAUCUCCUGCCUGCGCCGCCUCAUGCGUGUGCUCACCGUCUCAGGCGUCUUCGGAGUAGAACACUCCGGGGACGGCGGCGUUGAAGGCGAGGCCGUCUACGCGCUGACGCCGGCGUCCCGUCUCCUCGUCGGCUCGGCCUCAGCGAACAUGGUCCACGUCACGAAGAUGCUCCUGCACCCCAUCAUCGUCUCCCCGUUCUCCGACCUCGGGACUUGGUUCCAGAACGAGCUGCCGGAGCCGGACCUCUUCAAGGUGAAGCAUGGGAAGACCUUCUGGGAGCUGGCCAACGAGGACCCUGCGUACAACGCAAUCGUCAACGACGGCAUGGUCUCCGACAGCAGCUUCCUCAUGGACAUCGCCAUCAGGGAGUGUGGGGACGUCUUCCAGGGGAUAGGCUCCCUGGUCGACGUUGCCGGGGGGCACGGUGGAGCGGCACAGGCCAUCUCGAAGGCGUUCCCGCACGUGAAGUGCAGCGGGAUGGACCUUGCCCACGUCGUUGCCGAGGCUCCGAGCGGUACCGACGUGGAGUUCAUCGCCGGCGACAUGUUUGAGAGCGUUCCGUCGGCCCAUGCUGUCUUCCUCAAGUGGGUCAUGCAUGAUUGGGGUGACGAGGACUGCAUCAAGAUACUGAAAAAUUGCAAGAAAGCCAUCGCGCCAAAAGACGUGGGAGGGAAGGUGAUAAUUGUCGACAUGGUGGUUGGUGCAGGGUCACGGGACCAGAAGCACAAAGAGACACAAGUCAUGUUCGACCUUUUCAUCAUGUUCGUCAAUGGUAUCGAGCGAGAUGAGCAGGAGUGGAAGAAGAUCAUCUUUGAGGCGGGAUUCAGCGACUACAAAAUCACGCCCGUUUUGGGUGUGAGAUCGAUCAUCGAGGUUUACCUGUGAACAUCUGGUCUUUGAUUGGUGAAGUACGUUUUUCUGGAGUGCCAGACUCCUAGUAAGUGUGGUCGCCAUAUUAAUUUCUAGCUCUUGGUGUUGUGUUCUGGAAAGGAGUGUGUGCUUCUCGGCUAAUAAAAAUAUGCUAUGAUACCCUCACUGUGGGAUGUCUAAAUUGUUGCCUUCUCAGAAAUACACAAGAAUAUAAGUAAAACUGA